Molecule: messenger RNA, 1635 nt
Organism: Spodoptera littoralis (African cotton leafworm)
Lineage: Eukaryota; Metazoa; Arthropoda; Insecta; Lepidoptera; Noctuidae
Source: the annotation of a GenBank genome assembly
AUGGUGAAACGUGGCAACGAUGCGGUGCACUGGUACAUGACAGAGGUGGGAGCUCGUGUCGUGGCGAAGACCGGGAUCCCUUCAGACAGACAUCACCUCGGGAAGCUGAUGCUGCAUAGCCUGCAAGACGAUCCCGACUUUAUUCUGCAGAUCGAUGGAGCGACUGGUGAAUCAGAAACCUUCGGCUCAGCUUUAGACAGGAGCAUCCGAUGCGCUGUCUCUCUCACCAACAUGGGGCUGAAGAAAGGCGACGUCAUGGUGCUGAUGGGACCAAAUCACAUAGAUUACUGUAUACCUCAUACUGCUGGACUAUUCCUUGGGAUUAUGGUAGCUUCUGUCGAUGCCACUUUAUGUGUUAGUGAGCUUGAACAGUUAUUUGAAACAAAUCGUCCUAAAAUCAUUUUUGGUCAGAGCACAAAAUUAGCACAUAUUAAUGAAGCCCUAUCCUUGUCUAAAGUAGAUGCAAAAAUUGUGACUUUCGACAACGAUAGCGAUAGUACAUUGGCGCAACUGUUGGGUGAUGCAGACGAGGCAUCGGUGAAGAACUUUCAACCAACAGACUUCGAUCCCAGCAGCACAAUAGCUUUCCUUACAUCUACCAGUGGCACCACAGGGAUCCCAAAGACGGCCAUGAUAACACAUGAGAACUUGGCUAUAUCAUUGCCUUACAUCUGGAAAACCAUGAGCGAUUUCCCAUCACCGGUAAAGAUAGCAUUUGUAGUAUCACCAGCGCAGUGGAUCACAACUGGAUUCAAUUAUAUCAUCGCUCCAGUGUUUAAGUUUACUAGACUACAAACAUCAGCCCCCGUCACACCAGAUCAUUUCGGAGACUUAGUGGACAAAUACAGGCCCGGUUACAUUCUUUGCAAUCCAGUUUUGAUGAAGACGCUAGCUGAGCAAGCCAAGUGUGACUUCACCUGCUUCAAGCUCAUGACUCUAGGAGGCAGCUUUGUACCACAGGAGCUGGUUGACAAAAUGAAGAAACUGACUCAGUCUGAAAAUGUGUUCGUAAUGUAUGGUAUGAGUGAACUGAGUGGAACUGCUUUUUUCAACGACUGCACUGUUCCAUCAGGCUCUUGCGGAAAACCAGCUGGUUCCUUUGACUGCAAAUUAGUGGACCCUGAGACCAAUGAAGAAGUGACUGAACCCCAUGUGCCAGGAGAAUUGUGGUUCAAGGGUCCUGCUGUAUUUAAGGGAUACCACAAUAACCCAGAAGUGACAAGAGAGACAUUCAGUGAUGAUGGCUGGUUCCGAUGUGGGGAUAUUUUCUACAGAGAUGAAUCUUGGAACGUGUAUUUUGUGGAACGAUAUAAGUCACUAUUGAAGUAUAAUAAUCAUCAGGUAUCUCCGUUAGAAGUCGAAAUGAUAAUAAUGAAGCACCCUGGGGUAUCCCAAGUGGCAGUAACAGGUAUACCAGACAGGGAGAGCGGGGACCUGGUGGUGGCGUGUGUUGUACCCAAGCCUGGCUGCAACCCUACAGCACAGGAGAUCAAAGACCUGGUCAAAGAAAACCUGACGGAGACAAAACAUUUAAGGGGAGGAGUGAUCUUCAUAAAGAGUUUACCCAUCACCAGCGCAUCCAAGAUUAACAGACAGAAGCUGAAGGAACUGGCACUCACAAUGCCAAGAGAAUAA